Drosophila willistoni is the source of this 2007-nucleotide messenger RNA. RefSeq names its product sodium-independent sulfate anion transporter. The transcript has 9 exons. Gene Ontology annotation, cellular component: membrane. NCBI's taxonomy places the organism in Eukaryota, Metazoa, Arthropoda, Insecta, Diptera, Drosophilidae. Bases 83 to 1873 code for a protein of 596 amino acids. Gene Ontology annotation, molecular function: sulfate transmembrane transporter activity. Gene Ontology annotation, biological process: transmembrane transport. The record is from RefSeq and is a predicted model, not a curated record.
UCAUUCAGGUUUUGAGCGGCGCACAGUGCGGACGCUCUUCGAUCACUUCAUACACUCGGAGGGAUCACCAGGGGCACUUUCGAUGAGAGCAGACGAGGAUAAUCUUUAUAGGGAGCAACUGCCCAAUGUUGGCUCUCUAUUGGUUGACGGGGGACGCAAAUUGUGCCGGCCUUCAACGAUCACAAAUAAAUUUCCUAUAUUGAAAUGGCUACCGAGAUAUCGCAUGGAAUAUUUACUGCAGGAUUUUAUUGCCGGUUUCACUGUCGGUCUGACUACCAUUCCACAGGCCAUAGCUUAUGGUGUGGUGGCUGGACUAGAGCCUCAAUAUGGUUUAUAUUCCGCUUUUAUGGGUUGUUUCACCUACAUUGUAUUUGGCUCUUGCAAAGAUGUUACAAUCGCUACCACAGCCAUCAUGGCCUUGAUGGUUAAUCAAUAUGCCACCAUUAGUCCGGAUUAUGCAGUUCUCGUUUGCUUUUUGGCUGGUUCCAUAAUUCUUGUCCUGGGUCUUCUCAAUUUGGGUGUCCUGGUGCGUUUCAUAUCGAUUCCAGUUAUCACAGGAUUCACCAUGUCAGCGGCCGUAACAAUUGGCAGUGCACAAAUCAACAAUUUAGUUGGACUUACUAGUCCUUCAAACGAUUUGCUGCCCGCAUGGAAGAAUUUCUUUAGCCAUUUACCUUCCCUUCGAGUUUGGGAUGCCUUGCUGGGUGUGGUUUCUUUGAUCUUUUUGCUGCUGAUGAAGAAAGUGAAGGACAUUAAAUGGGGCAAUCGCAUUUUCUGGAAAUAUUUGUCCUUAUCUCGUAAUGCCCUGACAGUUAUUUUUGGCACCUUUCUGGCCUAUAUACUGAGUCGUGAUGGUAAACAACCAUUCCGUGUCACGGGCAACAUAACUGCUGGUCUGCCCCCGUUUGGUCUGCCACCAUUUAGCACCACAGUGGAUGGAGAGUAUGUGUCCUUUGGCGAUAUGAUCAGCACAGUUGGCGCCUCAUUGGGUUCAAUUCCAUUGAUAUCCAUAUUGGAAAUUGUGGCCAUCUCAAAGGCAUUUUCAAAGGGAAAAAUUGUUGAUGCCUCACAGGAAAUGGUUGCCCUGGGCAUGUGUAAUAUAAUGGGCAGCUUUGUCCUUUCCAUGCCGGUAACUGGUUCAUUCACCCGUACAGCCGUUAACAAUGCAAGCGGUGUGAAAACUCCUCUCGGCGGUGCCGUAACUGGAGCUCUUGUUCUCAUGGCCUUGGCCUUUCUGACCCAAACAUUCUAUUAUAUCCCCAAAACAACAUUGGCAUCCAUCAUAAUAGCAGCCAUGAUCUCAUUGGUGGAACUUCACAAAAUUUCCGACAUGUGGAAGUCGAAAAAGAGGGACCUAUUUCCGUUUGUGGCAACGAUUAUUCCCUGUUUAUUCUGGAGCUUGGAAUAUGGCAUACUCUGUGGCAUUGGUGCCAAUCUUAUCUAUAUACUCUAUAGCAGUGCACGUCCUCAGGUGUUCAUUAAGCAGGAAAAGAUUAAUGGCUAUGAGAUUGCCUUAGUUGAUGUGAAGCAGAAAUUGGAUUAUGCCUCAGCGGAAUAUCUCAAAGAGAAGGUAGUACGUUUCCUCAAUCAUCAAAAUGAGGAAAUUCGUCUGGUGGUUAUCAAAGGCGAAGAGAUUAAUUCCAUUGACUAUACAGUGGCCAUGAACAUCAUCUCACUCAAAGGCGAUCUGGAGACUCUUCACACUGAUGUCAUCUGCUGGAACUGGAAUGUUGCCUCUGCUGGUGUCGUUUGCCGUCUCAAUCCUGAAAUGCGUAACAUUUUCAAAUUUGAUUAUUCCCUGGAAGAGGUGGUGGCUGCUCAUUUCAAUGGCAUCUCAAACACAACAUCAACUGUAACAUUGGGAAAUGAGUAGCCUAGGAAAAAUAUUAGGAAAAGAUGCUUAUUACCUAUGAAGGCUUUCAAGUAUUUCAGUUUUAAUUAUAAUUUGUAAUUAAAUUUACACCAAUUUUUACCUCAAUGAACAAAUAAAUAGUUUUGCAAUCGAAA